Paramisgurnus dabryanus is the source of this 5015-nucleotide messenger RNA. RefSeq names its product RNA binding motif protein 27 (gene rbm27). The record is from RefSeq and is a predicted model, not a curated record. NCBI's taxonomy places the organism in Eukaryota, Metazoa, Chordata, Actinopteri, Cypriniformes, Cobitidae. Gene Ontology annotation, cellular component: nucleus. Gene Ontology annotation, molecular function: RNA binding; metal ion binding.
UCCAGCAGCCCGUCCUCCGCUCAGUGACUACAGAAGGCUCCGUGUGUGUUUUUUUUUUAGACGAUGCUAGUAGGAAUUUCGCAUAAACGCCCAGCCUUUUAUCAGUAUUAAACACCUGUGUUUCAGAAUGAUUAUAGAUAAUGUGGACGCUUUGAAAUCUUGGCUGGCUAAACUUCUUGAACCCAUAUGUGAUGCUGAUCCAACUGCACUGGCGAAUUACGUCGUGGCUUUAGUGAAGAAGGAUAAACCUGAGAAAGAACUGAGAGCAUUGUGUGCAGAUCAGUUGGACGUUUUCCUCCAGAAAGAGACUACAGGGUUUGUGGAUAAACUCUUUGAGUGUCUUAGCACAAAAAAUUAUUUGGGAAAUCCACCUACUAAAGAGGAGACUAAAAUCCCAGUGCCAAAGGUUGAGGAAAAGGAAGAGGCUGGUCAUGUUGAAGAUGACAGAGAUAACCGAAGAAGACGAAGUCCAUUAAGGAAUCGUUCAGACUUGAAUGAAUCUAGGUUGGUCCUGGAACGGGCAAGGGAUGAUCGCAGAAGAGACGACCGCAAGCGCUGGGAAGCGGAACGCCACGGAAAGAGCGGAGAGUCGUACCGGGAUCGUCACGAGCGUCACGGAGGCAGCUCGCGGGGGCGGAGCUACAGUCGCAGCAGAAGUCGUAGCCGGAGCGGCAGCCGUGGAAAGAGCAAAGAAAGAGAGCACAACCAGAGGAGAGCAGAACACAGAUCCAAAUUCGAACCGGAGAGGAAAGAGACAGAGCCUUACAACCCCUCUUCUGCCCAUCUGAGUAACCCACAUCACCAGCAGACCCAUCCGCCCCCUCUGCUGCUUUCCCAGCACCAGUUCCCCACCUCGGGGAGCACUGGUGUCCCCAAUGCCGUAACCGUGGUAGCGCCGGCUCACCUGCCUGACAGCACCACAGAGAGCUGGUCCACAUACUACAACAAUCACACAGACGGCAAGACGUUCAACAAGAGUGCAGUCAAACAUCGUUGCAGGGACUACGACGAGAAAGGAUUUUGUAUACGAGGCGACCUCUGUCCGUUUGACCACGGUAAUGACCCUCUGAUCGUGGAUGACGUCACGCUUCCUACCAUGAUCCCGUUUCCGCCUCCACCCGGCCUGCCCCGGAUGCCUAUGCCGCCCAUGACGGAGCCUCCCCCGGGCAUGCCUAUGCCCAUGCCUCCUCACGGGCAGCCUCCACCUCCAGGCAUCUAUCCCAUGCCAGGACCUCCUCUCAUCCCAGCCACUGGGAUAGUCACUCAACCUCACUCUAGGAGCAGUAAUUCUUCUCCUUUGGCCCUGCCUGGAGUAGGACCACCUCCUCCACCACCACCUCCUCCUCCUCCUUCUUCCUCCUCCUCCUCCUCUGCCUCUCUACACCCUCAGUACAGUCUGUCUGAAUACAGCUAUGAUCCUGAGGGUUAUAACCCAGAGGCCCCGGGACUGACCGGGCCAGGCCGAGCUCCAUACCGACAUUUCAUUCCCCGCAUCCAGACCCAGAGAUCCAACCUCAUCGGCCUCACAUCUGGAGAUGGACCGGCUUCGCGAGCAGCUAAUAUUGUGAUCCAGACAGAGCCGUCGGUCACGAGCAUGUCGAACAGUGAAAUGAAGUAUAGCUCGGAGCAGGAGAACAGAAAAAGACCUCUGAAUGCUGGAGAUGGACCUCAAGCUAAAAAACCCUGGAUGAUGGACAACCGUACGCGUGUUCCCGAGAGAGCUGACGUCUGGCGGAAGCCUACCUUACAACAACCCGUUGCUACACCUCAGGAGACAUUUAAUAACUAUGGAUUAAAUGGGCAAAAUUUUAAUAACCAGAAUAAACCCACCUUCCCAAAGAAGACUCAUUAUGUAAACACCAAACUAGAGGUGCGCAAAAUCCCACGAGACCUAAACAACAUCACCAAACUCAACGAACACUUCAGCAAGUUUGGAACCAUCGUCAACAUUCAGGUGGUGUUCGGGGGUGACCCGGAGGCGGCGCUGAUCCAGUACACGGUCAACGACGAGGCUCGGAGGGCCAUCUCCAGUACUGAAGCCGUACUUAACAACCGCUUCAUCAGAGUCCACUGGCAUAGAGAGGCCACGCCCUACGCACAGGAGCAGGGACCCGGUCAAAGCUCAAACCCUAGCCAACAGCAUCCUACAGCACAUAAGGUUGUCAGUAAGCAGCACCCUGCAGGAGCUUACGUGCUGAAUAACACCUUCCCAAAACACCAGACAGCCACGGGAGUUUUUGGUAGCACUGGCAGUGCUGAACCCACCAGCCCGAGCCAAGAGCCCUCAAUAGGUUUGAUGCCGCCCUCCAAUUUACAAAAGGGUCCAUUCUCGCGUACGGUAUUGAAACCUGCGUCGAAAUCGCUGGGCAAGACGGCCAAGGCGCUAGAAGCUCAGGAGGUUCUGAAAAAGAAGCAGGAGGCACUGAAACUGCAGCAGGACAUGAGGAAAAAGAAACAAGAAAUGCUGGAGAAACAGAUCGAGUGUCAAAAGGUCCUGAUAAACCGUCUGGAGAAGAACCGAGGGAUGAAGCCAGAAGAGAGGGCAAACAUCAUGAAGACUCUCAAAGAGCUGACGGACAAGAUUUCUCAAGUGAAGAACGAGAUCAGCCCGGCCUCGCACGUCACCGCCAACACCACCCGUGAAAAAACUAAAACAGACGCACAGAAAGAGUUGUUAGACGCGGAGUUGGACUUCCAUAAGAAGCUGACGGCAGGAGAGGACACAACAGACCUGAAGAGGAGGUUGGGUCAGCUGCAGGUGGAGGCAACUCGGCUGGGACUCAUACCAGCUGGGCGCGGCAAGCCACCGGCAGCCCUAACCCGAGGAAGAGGAAGGGGCAGAGGGCGGAGCCUGAGAGGGCGCGGCGGAGGCAAUCAUAUGGUGGUGGAUCACCGACCUCGAGCCCUCACCAUUAUUGGCGUGACACAGGAAGAGAAAGAGGAGCUUAUGCCACAUUUUGUGAAAUUUGGUGAGAUCGAAGAACUCCGCGACCAAGAUGCUACUAGUGUCGUGAUGACCUUCAAAACCCGUAGUGAAGCUGAAAACGCUGCAAAUCAAGGAGCGACGUUCAAAGGUCGAAUCCUGCAGAUCUCAUGGUACAAACCUAAAACUCCAUCUGUGUCUACUGAACCAGAAGAAGAGGAGUCAAAAGAGGAUGUCAACACUUCAGGAUUACAUGAGCCACUCAGCCCUUUCCUGCUUCCAGAGGAAGAGGAGGAGGAAGAUGACGAAGACGACGAUUACGAGAGCCGCUCGUGGAGACGAUGAGGAAUGGGAAAUGGCGUCACACUUUUCUUUGGAAAAGGACUUUCAUUUUUAGUUAGUUUUUGAAUAGUCUAAUUAAAGUGUGAUGGAAAGACAAAAGGUCUUUUUUUCUAGACGGUUUUCAGUAUUUGGAGAAGCUCUCUCCGUAAAGGAAUUUGAGAAGUCUGUAGGGAUUGCAGUCUCUCUGCGUUUAUAUAAUCAAACUCUCAUUUUUGCUGAGAUUGAAUGCGAAAUAUUUCAAUGAGGAAACGUUCUGUUUAACUGUGCAUGACCAGAUGUCAGUAACUCACAACAUUUGUGACUACUGUAAUUUUUUUAUGUCUAGAUGAUUUUCUCUUGGCUCAUGAUAUUAUAAUGUUCAUAAUGUCCACUAUAUCAUUUGAUGUGAAAAUUCAUCUGCACUUGGCGUCACUGGCAAGUCUCUACUAUUGGAUGCACUCGCUUGACAUCUCUUAGUGGCAUCUCUGAUAUGCUGUCUAGAUGUCGAAACACGUAUCUGGCCCCAAUUAUUAUUUCUUCUCCAGAUUAACGUGCCACUUUGUGUAAAUAUGAUAAAGAUAAACGUGGCACGCUUCGUAGUGGACAAUAUGUCCAACCGUUCAUAUUUAUUUUUCACAUCUAGGCGAUGUUUCAAACCAAAAGUACAUUGGGUGAGGGUCCGAAAAAAAUAUAAUUUCAGUAAAAUAUAAACAUGAGAUGUCUUCUAAAUUAAUUCACACUUCAUUUGCGCCCUAUUAUCAGUGUACGGCUGACUUUUUAGGAGAUCUGUGACUGUUUUUUGUCCUUUUUUAUGUAAAUUUUGUAAAUGGUUUCUGUUUUGUUUUAGCCAUUGGAAUGAAUGAAGCUGCUGUUGUUGACAUUCAUAACUAGUACGGGGUCAUUUAAGUGACUUUGCGACUUAAACCUAACAAUGUGUUUUUGUUGACAAGCAAACUUACUUUUGAAGUUUAAAGAAUUUGGUUGGGUUUAUAUUCUCAUUUUUGCCAGUCCACUUUUUUUCUGAAGCCAGAAAUGGGCCAAAAAUGUGUCAGUUUCUAUAAACUUAAAAUCUUGUAGCAUGCUGGCAUCUGUAUGAGUGGGUUUAAUUGAAACAUAAAAAUAUUAUAUGUAUGUACGCAUAUAUAUUUUUUUAAUGACCACAUUUACGUACUUUGCUAAAACUGGUAAGAUAUAAGUUUAUAGUUCCUUUAAAGAAGCACCGGAGUAAAACAAUUGAUGUGAUAUUUAAUAGCAUGUUCUUAUGCUGUUUGAAUCCAAAUCUGUACGCCCCAUUCUUUCACGUCACCUGUACAUAAUGUGUUCUUGUAAACCUCUGAGAUGGCAUUUUCUCUUUUUCAAUAACUCAGUCGCUCAUACAAGGUCUGGCUGGUAUCUGUGUUGGUUUUGUACAUGAUAGUGUCAUGGAAAAACUAAUGUAGUGGAUUUUUCAUCAUUUCUACAAUCCUUUUGCUACACAACACAUUAGUAUAAUGUCAUACACUUAGCAUAAAUAGAUUUUUGAAUUACUGUUUAUAAAGAUGUAUGUAUGUAUUUUUGAGUUCUCUGUUUGUAAAAUGGAUUUCUAACAGUCGCAUGUUUGCUAAUUAAUAAAGAUAAUGGAAUGGGCAGGAGCUAGAAGAACAUCAAGAGAAAAAAAAGAUUUAAGUUCAAUUGGCCAUAUAGUUUGCAACAACAUGCAAAGAAAAAAAUAUAUUGAAAUUUCAAGAGAGAGAAAAAAAUAUCCAUGAGCCAUUCCAAAAAUUAAUCCCUU